Nycticebus coucang (slow loris) is the source of this 2987-nucleotide messenger RNA. RefSeq names its product hyaluronan binding protein 4 (gene HABP4). NCBI's taxonomy places the organism in Eukaryota, Metazoa, Chordata, Mammalia, Primates, Lorisidae. The record is from RefSeq and is a predicted model, not a curated record. Gene Ontology annotation, cellular component: nucleus; cytoplasm. Gene Ontology annotation, molecular function: RNA binding. Bases 110 to 1363 code for a protein of 417 amino acids. Gene Ontology annotation, biological process: positive regulation of RNA splicing; positive regulation of translational initiation. The transcript is spliced from 8 exons.
CGGAGGGACCAGACCGGGUCGGGCAGGGAAGGCCGUGGCGGAGGCGGGUGGGAUGGGUCCUCGCCGCCGGCUUCGCUGAGAUACGCUCGCUCCGGCUGCCCGCGGCGGCAUGAAGGGUGCUCUGGGGAGUCCCGUGGCCGCGGCCGCCGCCGGCGCCGCGAUGCAGGAGAGUUUCGGCUGCGUCGUGGCCAACCGCUUCCACCAGCUGCUGGACGACGAGUCGGACCCGUUCGACAUCCUGCGCGAGGCCGAGCGCCGGCGCCAGCAGCAGCUGCAGCGCAAGAGGCGCGACGAGGCAGCGGCGGCGGCGGCAGGAGCCAGCAGCCGCGGCGGCAGGAGCCCAGCCGGGGCCUCUGGGCACAGACCCGGCGCGGGCGGCUGCCGGAGGGAGUCCCAGAAGGAGCGCAAGAGCCUCCCGGCCCCGGGCGCGCAGCAGCCGGACAGCCCCGGGGGCGGCCCACAGCCGCCCGGCCAGAAGCGAACUCCUAGAAGAGGGGAACAGCAAGGAUGGAAUGACAGCCGGGGCACAGAGGUGACGCUUGAUAGAGCCGAGCGGCGAUCCUACAGGGAAUAUCGACCCUAUGAGACCGAGAGGCAGGCGGACUUUACAGCUGAGAAGUUCACAGAUGAAAAACCAGCUGAUAGGUUUGAUCGAGAUAGACCACUGAGAGGACGUGGAGGCCCGAGAGGGGGGAUGCGAAGCAGAGGCAGAGGUGGUCCCGGCAGCAGAACUUUUGACACUUUUGACCAGAGAGGGAAACGAGACUUUGAAAGAUAUGGUGGGAGUGAUAAAAUAGCAACCAGAACCGAAGACAACAUAACUGGAUGUGGAGUUCACACCUGGGGAUCAGGUAAAGAUACCAGUGAUGUGGAGCAAACACCGCCCAUGGAUGAGUCCACAGCGAUGGAGGAGUCCCAGGCCACCGUGGAAGAAGAAUCUCCAGUCAAAGUUCCUGAGUUGGAGGUAGAAGAAGAAACUCAAGUUCAAGAGAUGACCUUAGAUGAGUGGAAAAAUCUUCAAGAACAGACCAGACCAAAGACUGAGUUUAACAUCCGGAAACCAGAAUCUACUGUUCCUUCCAAAGCAGUGGUGAUUCACAAGUCAAAAUAUAGAGAUGAUAUGGUAAAGGAUGACUAUGAAGAUGAUUCCCAUGUCUUCCGGAAAGCCACCAAUGACAUCACAUCCCAGUUGGAGAUUAAUUUUGGUAACCUCCCUCGACCUGGACGUGGAACCAGAGGUGGUACCCGGGGAGGCCGGGGACGGAUCAGGAGGGCAGAGAACUAUGGAUCCAGAGUGGAAGCAGUGAUACAAGAUGUUGCUCCCAACCCAGAUGACCCGGAAGACUUUCCUGCUCUGGCUUGAAAGAGCAGAGCCCUGUGUUUCCCUGGCAUCCAUGAGCAGGGUAGCUACCUACGAAGAGACUUUUCUUGCUGUGGGAAGAGAGUCAGACUCUAAGAACAAUAGAUGUUGCUUUUCCCCUGUCGUGUGAAUUUGUUGCACUUUAUGGUCUGGGGGGUGUGGGGUUAAGGGGCUUUCUCAAGCAGGAACUUCCUAUCAGGAGGUCAGUUCAACACUUUCCGAGAAGGUGAAGAGCAGUGGCUAUUUUCUUAUUUAAGGAAUUCCAAAUGCUGCCCAAGAUAAUGUUUAAAAUGUGUACAUAGAUUAUAUUGACUCCUCCACAUGAGCACAAAGUAGCUUGUAAAAUAGACUCUAUGGAGAUUACUUAGUAAAUUGUACAGAUGUCAGAAGACUGUGUCUUUUAGUAUGAAGAAGUCCAUAGACCUGGAACUGUUAAUUUAAAGCAGUCAUAGCCUAGUUUUCAGAGAUCACAAAUUUAAAAUAUAAUUAUAUUUACCGUUUACUUGUAAAUGUUAUACAAUCUCCUGGAAUAUUUUGAGUUCUGGUUUUCAUUUAACCAAUAAUUUUAAGCAGCUAUUGUGCAGCCACAGGUCAGCACUCCAUGACAAAGAAUCAGAGAAAGUAUUAUUUUUAAUGGUGUUUUAAACUACCUCGUGGUUUCUGUGUGUACACAUAUACGUAUAUUUAGUGUUUGAGUGGUUUUUAGGAUGAGUAUUAAGUAUAUGGUUUUUAAAAUCAUGUUAUUUAACUCUCCAAGUGAAAAGGGGUCUUGGCAAAAGACACCACCAUAUCCUUUUCUCCCUUAAAACUAGACUCAGAAUUCAAUAGCUAUGUACAAAGGCCCUCUGCUUUUGUCCUGGGGGAAGAGUUGUAAGUAACUAAUAUUUAUUGGACACUUGUGUUUUUCUUACUUGGUCUUUGCCGCAGAUCUAGAGUUCUUUAUUUGCUUUUGGUGAAAGCUUGGGGCUCAGGGAUAUCUCAGAGGUUCAAUAACUCGCCAGAGUCCCACCCUAAACAGGGGAGCUGAGACCAGGAGCCAAGCACAGCCACCCUCCCCACCUGGUGCCUAAGGGGAAGAGGGCCAGAGGGCAUGGGGGCAGAGGCAGCUAUAGCCACUGUUGGAAGCUGAGGUGAUGCUGUCCCCACUCCCCUGAAGAAACCUGUUAUCACACAGUUUGUAUGCUUGUGAUGGAAUUUGAACCUUGGUCCCAGGAUCUGUGCUUUUUCCCACUUGGCUACACUGUCUUAAGAUAGCUCAACUGGAACCCAAGUGUAAAUAAAGGUUAGUGUUUCUUCCUAACUUUGUGUACUUUUGGUCAUACCUAGGCCACAGCAGAAAGAGGUAGUGAUUUUGUUUAAUCAAAGCUGAACCCCUGGACUUGUUAUGGUCAGUUGUGGAUGUUUGCUUUGGGUGACAGCCUGGUUUUGGUCUCUUGUCAUUAAAUUAAGAUAUGAGUACUAAAGUAUAUUAACUGAUUGUUUUAUUCCCUUUCUCCCACGCCCCCAAUCUAAGUUAAGAAAUCUUGUGAGAGUGAAUGCCAGGUUUAGUCAUAGUAGUCAGCUGGUGUAAUGGGCUAUGUCAUUACUCAGCAAGUUUGAAGCUGUCAUGUUAAGUAAGUCAUUUGGC